Recurvomyces mirabilis is the source of this 225-nucleotide messenger RNA. RefSeq names its product UPF0045 protein M15 (gene ECM15). The coding region runs from base 1 to 225 and encodes 74 amino acids. Gene Ontology annotation, cellular component: cytosol. The transcript is spliced from 2 exons. Lineage: Eukaryota; Fungi; Ascomycota; Dothideomycetes; Mycosphaerellales; Teratosphaeriaceae. The record is from RefSeq and is a predicted model, not a curated record.
AUGGCAGAGCAAGAUCCCAGCAAGUUGCCAACGCCGUCGGCGUGCGUGGCAGAAGGAUCCUGGGACGAAUGCAUGACCAUCAUUGGCCAGUGCCACUCUCUUGUUCAUGCCAAUGGGGUGGUGAGGAUACAGAGUGAUAUCCGCAUCGGGACUCGAACGGAUAAGAAGCAAGGGUUCGAAGAUAAGGUGAAAGCAGUGGAGGAUCUGCUUGCACAGGAUGAGUAG